AUGGUGGGGGCGGUCAUCGAAAAUCUCAGCAACCGGAAGCUGUCCUAUAUUUUUGCCGGGCUUCUCGUGAUUCAGAUCGCAUUUUUCCUUGUUGGCGCAUGGAUUGCCCCGCGUCCCACCUCUUCGAUGGAAUUUCUGUUCCGAUCAUGCGUAGAUGCAAAUAUCACCGGGAAAAAUUGGGUUGACCACCAGAGCUGCAAAGAGAUCGAGCUCAGCGAGCACAAGCCGCUUUCCUAUGACCUGAGGGAGCUCGUUUUUAUGACGCAGAUGCCGCAUAAGAGGGACAACCAGCUCCUCCGCUACCACCCCUCCUUUCAAUUCCUGCUCGGCGUCGUGCAGCCUGAGAUCCAGAGCACCAAGGCGUUCACGCACCGAAAAGGCUCCCGUCUCCACCUCGAGGUGAGGAUGGGGUUCAGAAACGAGCCGAGCGAGCCGUGGAGGGACUGGAUUCACGCCGACGUCGUCAGAGAUCUGGAGUGCCAGUUUGCAUGGGGCCACACCGAGGGCGAUAUGCACUGCGAGCCGAUGGACUUUUUCGAGAUUGGCUACGUACCGUAUCCACUUUAUGUACUCAAUAUUCGAGUUCCCAUUGAUAGAGAAGGCUGCGAAAAAGAUCCGAUAAACACUCCAAAUUGCGAUCUGGGCGAGUUGACGGCGCUGAACAUGAUUGUCAUCAACCAAAACGGCGGCUUCACGAUGGUGUGGGCGUGGAUGAAGACGAUCGUCGCCCCGUUUAUGCUUUUGAUGGUCCGUUGGUACUGGUCUCGCGUAUCGGCACGUACUUCCUCACCGCUACUCCUGGAGAAGGCCAUUUUUACGCUCGGCGUGGCUACCACCGUUUUGGACCUACCUAUCGAAUGGAUCCCUUUGUGGUUUUCCCGAGUUCCCUUCAUGCUGCUGUUGAGUGAUUUGAGACAAGGUCUUUUCUACGCCGUACUCUGCUCAUUUUGGUUGAUUUUUGCUGGUGAGCACUUGAUCGACGAUCGAUCAAGGAACAACUUGUGGUCCUACUGGAAAAAUCUCUCGCUCGUGCUCACCACCGGUGCGGUGUUGCUCAUCUACGACAUGUGCGAGCGGGGCAUGCAGCUAGCCGACCCGUUCUACAGUAUCUGGGCCAGCCCCACCGGGACUAGGAUUGCCUACCUCUCCAUCUACCUGGCCACCAUCUGCACCGUGCUGUACUUUGCGUUUCUGUUUUGGAAGAUUUACAUGGUGUGGAUCGCCAUCAAGAACAAGCGCUCCGCACAGCUGUAUUUGAACAAUGAGGGCAGGAGGUUAAAGGUUGAAUCAGUGAUUUUCCGGUUCAAAUUCCUGAUGAUUUUGACGCUGGUGUGCGCCUUUUUGACGAUACUGAGCUAUGGGUUGAAGCAGCACGGUGAGGCCCAACUUCACGACGACGAGCCGGAGAGCUCCUUUUUGACCAAUCCGACGUCGGCCUUCUUUACGGGAACUUUCGGGAUGUGGAACCUGUACGUUUUCCUGCUGCUGGCCAUGUACGCACCAUCGCACAAGCAGUACGCUGGGAGCCACCAAUUCGUCGACGAAACCGACGAGCUGAUGGACUCGACUACGGAAUCAAACCCGAUGACGGCUUUCCUCAAGCCGGCCAACGAA
This is a messenger RNA of Mesorhabditis spiculigera, 1614 nucleotides long. Lineage: Eukaryota; Metazoa; Nematoda; Chromadorea; Rhabditida; Rhabditidae. The record is from the annotation of a GenBank genome assembly.